Saccostrea echinata is the source of this 1858-nucleotide messenger RNA. RefSeq names its product corepressor interacting with RBPJ 1-like. Bases 54 to 1496 code for a protein of 480 amino acids. Gene Ontology annotation, biological process: negative regulation of DNA-templated transcription. The transcript has 10 exons. Gene Ontology annotation, molecular function: transcription corepressor activity. Gene Ontology annotation, cellular component: nucleus. The record is from RefSeq and is a predicted model, not a curated record. Lineage: Eukaryota; Metazoa; Mollusca; Bivalvia; Ostreida; Ostreidae.
AGACUUAUUCAGCAAUAAGAUUUAGUUUAAGUGAGAAUUAAAAAAAAUCAACAAUGGGUAAAGGAUUCAACAAUUAUAUGACGAAGAAAUUCUUCCACCCAGGGAGUAAAGACAACAUAAAAAGGGUAUGGAUGGCACAACAGAAGACAGACUAUGAAAAACAAAAACAAGAUGAACUGCUUUCUCAGUAUCAAAAAGAACAGGAAAUGUACAAGAACAGAGCAUUACUUGGAGAUGAGAAAGCAAAACUUGGCCUGAGUUUUAUGUAUGAUGCACCCCCAGGACUGAAGAAAAAAGAGACAGAAGAAAAAGAAACUGAAGUGAAAUUUGAAUGGCAGAGAAAAUACAAUGCUCCUAGAGAACAGUACAACAAAGACGAUGAGACCAUUCGUGACCAGCCGUUUGGAAUUGAGGUCAGAAAUGUCCGCUGUAUCAAGUGCAGGAAGUGGGGCCAUGUCAAUACAGAUCGUAUCUGUCCACUGUUCAACCAGGACCUCACAGCUGAACCUCCUCAACCCUCUACCAGUGCCUCUUCAUUACUGGAGGGAAUGCAGAGUGAAGGCUUAACACUGAAGAAAAGCAUUCUGGGUAAAAUGGCAGAUGGUGUGGACACAGAGAAAUUCCUGGAAAGUGAGGAUGAAGACGACCCAGAAGUUCAAUUCCUCAAAUCCUUGAAUCCCAAACAGAGGAAGAAGUUACUGAAAAAAUUAAACAAACUGCAGUCUGGAAAGAAGGAAGGGAAAAUCGGCAAAGACAAGAAAAAGAAGAAAAAGAACCACAAGAAGAGGUCAAAUGUUUCAGAUGAAGAUUCUGACAGAGAAAAGAAAUCCCACAGAAGAAAGGGUUCCUCGUCCAGUUCUGAAGACUCCGGUAAUGAAAGAGGAAGACCCGAAAAAUUCAGGGAUUCACUAUCGAGGCAUUCUCCAGAAAGACGAGGUCACCCAAGGAGGGACAGGUCGUCACUAGACACAUCUCAAAACAGACGCAGGAGAAGUAGUACCUCAUCCAACAGUUCACCACAGAGAGGCAGCAAGGACAAGAGGUCACAAAGGAGGGAUUCCCGAAGGUCAACAUCUAGGGAUCAUAGUCCAGACUUACGAAAUCGACAGAGAAGGAGUAGAUCAUCCUCUUUUGAGGAAAAGAAUGAUAGGGACAGAUUAAAAAGAUCUAAUGAAGGAUGCAGAAGAGGACAUAAUGAAGGUGGUAAAAGGAGGUCAAGGUCACCAGCUUAUAAGAAUAUACAGAGAAACAGAGGAGGAGAUCAAGAAAGGAGAAGAAGGUCAAGGUCAUCAUCAUCUUCAUCAGAAAGAGAUGGAAGGUCAUAUACGGGUCACCAAAGAAAUGCUGCAAUGUCAUCAGAACAGAGACAGAGAUUGCACAGAAGAUCUAUAUCCCAGGAGCGAAGCAGAAGGGACAGUCAUAACGUGAGACAAAGAAGGUCAAAUUCCAGGGAGAGGAAUGAAAGGUCAAGGUCACGAGACAGAAGACGGCGAUAAAAUCAGAUUCAUAAAUAAUUCAUGCAAAAUCUUAACCUGUUUCUUUAAUGUACUUUUUCUGUAACAUGUGAGAAGAAAGAUCCAAGUGAAAACAAUUAUAUGCAGAGCAUGUACUUGCAGUCAUACCUGAUGAUACAGAAAUGAAGAUGAAGUGUUUUAUUUGUAUCAACUAUUUAUAUUUAACAGGUCUAACUCUCAAGUUUUGUUGGAAGAUCUCCUGAAAUCAUAUUUAAAGACCUAAAAAAUAUAUGAAGUUUUGUAUGGCAUGAUAAAUGAAUAUUUUGGAGAUUUAAAAUAAUGACUUUCAUUUGUCAGUUGAAUUAAUUUAUGUGUUUAUAUGAAAAUAAAGAUUGGUAGUUGAA